This is a messenger RNA of Carcharodon carcharias (great white shark), 660 nucleotides long. Its product is annotated as claudin-16-like. Gene Ontology annotation, cellular component: bicellular tight junction; plasma membrane. Lineage: Eukaryota; Metazoa; Chordata; Chondrichthyes; Lamniformes; Lamnidae. Gene Ontology annotation, molecular function: structural molecule activity. The coding region runs from base 1 to 660 and encodes 219 amino acids. The transcript has 5 exons. Gene Ontology annotation, biological process: cell adhesion; bicellular tight junction assembly. The record is from RefSeq and is a predicted model, not a curated record.
AUGAGGGAGCUGCUCCAGUUUGUAGCUUUCUUCAUCUCCCUCGUUUCUGUUGGCUUCCUUAUUGUGGCCACGUGGACAGACUGCUGGAUGGUGAAUGCAGAUGAUAGUUUAGAGGUGAGUCAGAAGUGCCGAGGCCUCUGGUGGGAAUGUGUAACAAGUACAGUCGACGGGAUUCGAACAUGCGAUGACUAUGAUUCAAUCCUGUCUGACCUUCCCUUGAAGUUGGUGAUGACACGAGCUCUGAUGAUCACUGCGGAUAUUCUGGCUGGAUUUGCCUUCAUCAUCCUCAUCCUCGGCCUGGACUGCAUCAAGUUCCUCAAGGACAACCCGGCCAUCAAACUGCGCAUUUGUUUAGUGGCGGGUGUGACCCUGCUGAUCGGAGGGAUUCCGGGGAUGAUUGGUUCGGUUUGGUAUGCUGUUGAUGUGUAUGUGGAGAGAUCCACCUUGGUCAUUCAGAAUGUCUUCCUCGGUAUCCAGUAUCAGUGGGGCUGGUCUUGCUGGCUGGGCAUGACUGGGUCAAUGGGCUGUUUCCUCUCGGGUGCUGUCCUUGCCUGCUGUCUCUAUCCUUUUGAAGACACAGGUGCCAGGAGGAAUCACGCCCUGUAUCAGACGGGCAGGAGUGCUAUAGGAAAGAUGUACGCCAUUGAUUCUCGGGUGUAG